Daldinia childiae is the source of this 765-nucleotide messenger RNA. RefSeq names its product mRNA 3'-end-processing protein YTH1. The record is from RefSeq and is a predicted model, not a curated record. Gene Ontology annotation, molecular function: RNA binding; metal ion binding. The transcript has a single exon. The coding region runs from base 1 to 765 and encodes 254 amino acids. NCBI's taxonomy places the organism in Eukaryota, Fungi, Ascomycota, Sordariomycetes, Xylariales, Hypoxylaceae.
AUGGCACCUCUGCCGCCUUCCGAACUUGCGAAGCAGAUCCUCGAGCACAAGGCGCCCAGUUACACCUUCAGUUUCUCACCAUUCUUACGUUCUAACUACGGUCACGGAUUCCCACCAAACAGACCUGUAUGCAAAGCAUUUGUAGCAGGGCACUGUCCUUUAGGUACAUCAUGUCCCGACCGUCACGUUGCGCCCAACGCGGCCAGCAGCACCAACGCCAGCUACAACUCCCUAGUAUGCAAGCAUUGGCUGCGAGCUCUAUGCAAGAAGGGCGAGAGUUGCGAGUUCCUCCACGAGUACAACCUACGUAAGAUGCCCGAGUGUAACUUCUUUGUACGCAACGGGUAUUGUUCCAAUGGCGACGAGUGCCUUUACCUACACAUCGACCCACAAUCUAAACUACCUCCCUGCCCACACUACGACCGGGGCUUCUGUCCUCUGGGCCCCAACUGUUCCAAGAAGCACGUUCGUCGUAAAUUAUGCCCCUACUACCUAGCCGGCUUCUGCCCCGACGGCAAGACCUGCAAGGAAGGUGCUCACCCGAGGUGGGAUAAGAAUCUCGAGAAACCCAUCGCCAAGGCCGACGUCAUACCCGAGGAGCCUAUCAGAAGAGACGACGGUUUUAUGGAUGAGGAUCAAAGAGAUUUCGGAAGACAAGAUAGGGAUAAUAGGGGGGGUCGGGGCGACAGAUUCGGUGGCGGGCGUGGCGGUCGAUGGAGAGGAAGAGGCGAUAGGAAAUUCGGGCGUGGAAGAGGUCAUCACUAG